CAGUGACAUCUAUUAGUGACUUAAACCACAGAGUUGCAAGGAACCAGUGGAUUUCUUCAAGGUCUGUCACACUGAUGGAUUCUCGCAAACUCGUCCCAUCAGGUUCUGAACAUGAUGAAGAGCGAAAACAAAUCAGAUCUAGGUUAAGAAAAAGCCUAAGAAACGACCGUGAGCAGUGGUGGGCAUCGAAAGCAAAAGAGAUGGAAAAGGCGGCGACUAUAGGGAACACAAGACAGCUUUACAGACUAAUAAAAGAAACUGGAAUUAAUAAGUCAAGUGUAAGUGAGAUUAUAUCGGAAAAAGACGAUACACUCAUCUGCUCCAAGUCCAGGCGUUUAGAACGAUGGGCGGAACACUUUAGGGAACAGUUCAGCUGGCCUUCAGCUACUCUACAACUACCCUCCAUUCCCAGACAGUGUGAAUGGAACAUUGAAGUAGGUCCCCCGACUCUUGCUGAAGUUCAAAAGGCUAUAGUUAAUCUGAAACGAGGAAGGGCAGCUGGUCCAGAUGGAUUGGCUCCAGAGGUCUUUAAGGAUGGUGGUCCAAUUUUAGCGAUUAAGUUGACUAAUAUUUUAGCUAAGAUCUGGGAAUUAGACUUUAUCCCAUCUGACUGGUCGCAAUCAAUUAUCGUCCCAAUAUAUAAGAAAGGGUCAAAAUCAUCCUGUGACAACCACAGAGGGAUUAGUUUAACAAACAUAGUAUCUAAAAUACUAGCCUCGAUAAUUAUCAAACGCCUAACUAAGACUCGUGAACUACAAACUCGAGAGAACCAAGCUGGCUUUAGACCUGGUCGUGGCUGCAUCGACCACAUAUUCACCAUUCGUCAGGUUCUAGAACACAGGCAUACCUAUCGGCGUCCGACGAUGGUGGUCUUUCUUGACUUAAAAGCAGCAUUUGAUUCUGUAGACCGCGAGACUCUGUGGCAGUGUCUGUCAUUGAAAGGCGUACCUCAGAAGUACAUAAACCUUGUGAAGGCUCUUUACUCGAACACUACUAGUCGAGUCAGAGCUUAUGGCGAACUGUCAUCUACUUUUGCAACCUCAAGUGGUGUCCGUCAAGGCUGUCCACUUUCUCCAUUUCUGUUUAACUUCAUCAUAGACCUAUUGAUGGAAAUAACACUCUCGUCGACUGAAUUCUCGGGUAUUGAUCUCCUUCCAGGAGGUUCACUUAUCGACUUAGAAUACGCAGAUGACAUAGUCCUGUUUGGUGAAGACGCUGACAAAAUGCAGAGUCUUCUGGUAGCACUAAGCAACAAUGCCAGAAUGUUUGGGAUGCGCUUCUCUCCCUCUAAAUGCAAGUUGUUGCUUCAGGACUGGUCUCCGUCAACACCUGAACUAAGGAUAGGGAGUGAAGUAGUCGAACGCGUUGACAACUUCACUUAUCUUGGAAGUCUGAUCAGCCCUAAUGGGUUGGUGUCUGACGAAAUCUCAGCACGGAUUCGAAAAGCUCGUUUGGCUUUUGCCAAUUUACGUCACCUUUGGCGAAGGCGAGAUAUCCGUCUAUCAAUAAAAGGACGAGUAUACUGCGCGGCAGUCCGUUCUGUCUUACUUUACGGCAGCGAAACAUGGCCCUUAAGAGUAGAAGACACCCGUAAGCUACUAGCAUUUGACCACAGAUGCCUUAGAAAUAUUGCUGGUAUCUGCUGGGAUCACCGGGUAAGUAAUAGUGAGGUUAGACGCAGGGUAUUAGGUAAUGAUGGUAAAUCAGUUGAUGAGGUUAUGAACCUUCAUCGACUGAGAUGGUUGGGCCACGUAUUACGUAUGCCUGAACACCGAUUACCACGACGUGCAAUGCUAACCGGGGUAGGGGAUGGUUGGAAGAAAGUUAGGGGCGGCCAAACCAAAACGUGGCAUCAGUGCUUGAAGUCACUAACUUCUAGUCUGAGCCAUAUUGAUAGAUGCAGACUACUUGGUUGUGGUCCGCGUGACUAUCGUAACCAAUGGUUAGAGAAUCUUGGUGACAUGGCUGAGAAUCGAUCACAUUGUCGUGGGUGUAUACACUCUCUGUCAUCCCUUAAACUAAGAGAUUAAAAUCGUUUCAUAUCUUUCUUUCUACGAACUAAUUCUUUCUUCCUGUACUAUAUCCUUAUUGCAAUCUUUCUUUUAUAUAUUACCACCACUGAAUUAACUACUUUUAUGAAUCCGGUGUACAUCUUUUUGUGUUACUGAGGUAUGGCAACUUGGGCUGAUGCAUAUAUGUGCCUAGUCCUACGUUGUAACUGACUGACUAGAAUCGUAAAUAACUUAAAAAAGUAAUUGUGGCUGAUUAACUCUGUUGUAUAUGAGCAUGUCAAUCUACUUAAAACGGUUCUAUCAUCCAAGGCAUUUUUACUAAUAAAUUUAAUUCUUCUAUAUAUCAUUUCUUCAAGUUCUCCUCUACAUAUUUAUGUUAUUUGUUGUGUUAUCUUGUUUGAUGUUGAUUAUGCCUUGAAUGUUGUGUGUUGUUGCAGAAUGUUAGGGUUAAAUUUAUUGUGUGUCAUUUACUUACGGAAUUCGUGAGCUUCACAUUAAUCGGUCAUAAACUUUACAUUACAAGUUUACAUUGAUGAUGAUCUUUUCACUGUAUAAUUAUUGUGACAGUAGGUAAAAUAUAGGCUUGAAUCAAUAUGUUUACAAUAUUUAUGAACACACUUGUGUGUUGAACUAUUUGGGAGAGUCCACAUCGCCAGCUGAUUUUAGUUAAAAAACCAUUCAAAAUACGAAGCAGUGAACAACUGCUUUUUUUAUAUGGAAAUUCUAAUCAGUGCAAAAUAAUGCUCCCUGGUUUUAAGUGGUUAUUUAACUAAAUUCUGUCCGUGAUAUGUACUACAGAUUGAUGAGUUCCCAUAAACCUCUUAUGAUACUAGUAUGCAGAAAUGUUUAAACUUAUGACCUAUGCUAGCCAUAUAUGUAACCCAACUAUGCUGUCUGUUCCAUUAUAUAACUACUAAAGAUUGGUGACGCUGAAAGUCAGUGAUCAUUAUCUUUGAAGCAUCAUUUACCUAAGCAGGGAGGACAAGAUUUAGAUCCUUAGCUAAAAGUAAAACAAUAAGGACAACUAAUUUACUAAAAUGGACAAUGUGCUUAAGAUGUAAUGCUGUAUGUUAGUUAUUUCCCAAUACGAUUCUCACAUCAUUAGUUAAAAUAAAAUUGACAUAUUCAACAAUUGUUUUCCUUUCGUCUGUUACAAACUUGAAUUGCCUGCACAUUAGUUGAUGUUUUAUAUACAGGGAGUUUACGACCCUGACAUGAUAGUUUACUUAGUACAAGCUUGAGAUUUGUAGAGUAUGAGUCCGAUUUGUGACUGGAUGGACUUGGGGGUGGAUAGAAGAAACUAACCAACUAUUGACCUAUGAGCAAACUGGUUGGUGAGGAGAGAGCAGAUCUGUCUGGAACUGUAUAACCAAUAUAGUCCUGAUCCAACUAACUCAGAAAAGUUAUCUGAAUAAACAUAUUACUAAUAGGAUCAUAGUACACAGGGAAUAAGAAUAAAAUGAUCGUAUCCAAAUUGGGACAUUAGAGUAGAAAAAUAGAAUACAAGGGUCACAUUUAAAUUACAGUGAUUUUGGAAUAGAAAGGAAUAUGAUAGAAAUUUGCGCAUUAAACAAAAGCUUAGUAUUCAUAGAAUAAGAGGCAAAAUUAAAUGUUAGUACUUUACGAAUUUCGAGUUAAACUAAACAGUGUCCCCUAAAAUAGCUUUCGUUUUUUGUCAUUGCUUCGUUAGUUCUCUUUUCAUAUAAUCUAUCAGGUAGAUCGCACAAAUCUCACUUGGUUUUUUUCUUUCUUGUGUGACAGAUACGUGACACAUCUAAAUUAUU
Schistosoma curassoni is the source of this 3796-nucleotide messenger RNA. The record is from the annotation of a GenBank genome assembly. NCBI's taxonomy places the organism in Eukaryota, Metazoa, Platyhelminthes, Trematoda, Strigeidida, Schistosomatidae.